Messenger RNA from Choloepus didactylus (southern two-toed sloth), 3347 nucleotides. RefSeq names its product ephrin A5 (gene EFNA5). Bases 38 to 724 code for a protein of 228 amino acids. Gene Ontology annotation, molecular function: ephrin receptor binding. Gene Ontology annotation, cellular component: plasma membrane; external side of plasma membrane. The transcript has 5 exons. NCBI's taxonomy places the organism in Eukaryota, Metazoa, Chordata, Mammalia, Pilosa, Megalonychidae. The record is from RefSeq and is a predicted model, not a curated record. Gene Ontology annotation, biological process: regulation of actin cytoskeleton organization; axon guidance; regulation of cell-cell adhesion.
AGUGGCGCGUCGGAGGCUCCACCGCUGGUCAGGCGUGAUGUUGCACGUGGAGAUGUUGACGCUGGUGUUUCUGGUGCUCUGGAUGUGCGUGCUCAGCCAGGACCCAGGCUCCAAGGCCGUCGCCGACCGCUACGCCGUCUACUGGAACAGCAGCAACCCCAGAUUCCAGAGAGGUGAUUAUCACAUUGAUGUCUGUAUCAACGACUAUCUGGAUGUCUUCUGCCCCCACUAUGAGGACUCCGUCCCAGAAGAUAAGACGGAGCGUUACAUCCUCUACAUGGUGAACUUUGAUGGCUACAGUGCCUGCGACCACACUUCCAAAGGGUUCAAGAGAUGGGAAUGUAACCGGCCUCACUCUCCAAAUGGACCACUGAAGUUCUCUGAAAAAUUCCAGCUCUUCACUCCCUUUUCUCUAGGAUUUGAAUUCAGGCCAGGCCGGGAAUAUUUCUACAUCUCCUCUGCAAUCCCGGAUAAUGGAAGAAGGUCCUGUCUAAAACUCAGAGUCUUUGUGAGACCAACAAAUAGCUGUAUGAAAACUAUAGGUGUUCAUGAUCGUGUUUUCGAUGUUAACGACAAAGUAGAAAAUUCAUUAGAACCAGCAGAUGACACCGUACAUGAGUCAGCCGAGCCAUCCCGCGGCGAGAACGCGGCACAAACACCAAGGAUACCCAGCCGCCUUUUGGCAAUCCUACUGUUCCUCCUGGCGAUGCUUUUGACAUUAUAGCACAGUCCCCUCCCGUCACCUGUCACAGAAAACAUCAGGGUCUUGGAACACCAGAGAUCCACCUAACUGCUCAUCCUAAGAAGGGACUUGUUACUGGUUUUUGGCAGAUGUCAGAUUUUUGUUUUCUUUCUUUCAGCCUGAAUUCUAAGCAACAACUUGGAAGGGAGGGGGGCUAAACUAGUGACUGCCUCCCUUGUCCCAGUCCUUGCCUAUGACUUCUCUCACCCCUUCCAAAUUAAAUGGACUCCAGAUGAAAAUGCCAGAUUGUCAUAGUGACACCAGUGGUUCGUCAGCUCCUGUGCACUCUCCUCUAAGUGCUCGCCUCCGUUAGCACACCACGUCAGCGGUGUGUGCACAAUAAAGGAUGGUGGCAGAUGCAGGCGGUGAUGGCUAGGCCCGGGAGGGUUUUACUCUCCUGUACAAUAUUUAUGCCUUCUCAUUCAGGACUGUAAGAUGAUCGUGCAGGGCAUCAUGUCACCAUGUCAGGUCCAGAGGGGAGGUAUUAAGAACAGAGAUAAUAUUACACCAUUUCCUCUAGGAGUGUAUAAAUGAACAGGCUUCUAAAAGGUGGAGGCACUGGUUUUUUAAUAUGACCGUCUUAAAGCAUUCUUGACAGCAAAACUUGUGCUCCAUCAAAGAAGCCUUUUUUUUUUUUUUCAGGAGGCAGGUCUUGUGCAGAAAUGUGAGCACAGAGCAAGUGGGAAAAGAGGGAAAAAAAACUGUUCAGUGGGGGUGUAUAUGUGUGAGUGCCUCUAAUUUUUUGGUGACUGAGCAGUGUACACCAGAUUUUUUUUUUUUUCCCCUUUGAAUACAGAUCACCAUGGUGCUACAACUCUUUUUUCUUUUCUUUUUUUCUUUUAAGAAACUCAAAGAGGCAUUUUUAUGAAUAAAGUGACCUUCCCCAAGGCUGACAAGCCAGGGUUGAUGAGUACAUAGUGGAAUAGCUUUGGAUACUCCUCUGGAGACAAUACUUAGCAAGGAAAGGAUGUCAGUGACCAGAGGAGAUGUGAUUUGGCUUUGCUGGAGCGCCAGUGUGCUGUGGCCUUUCCCCACCUCCCACCCCAGAACCCACAUUUUGCUCCACACUCCACCACUGCAGGGGGCUUGGAUAGAUACCCCUUCUCCCCAGGAGAGUCAGCCAGCACUACUUGGGAGGGCUAAAGGGAAAUUUGGAAUAAAAAUUCCAACGUUUGGAAUAAAAAAAAUUCAAGUGUUGAUUUUAGAUUCUUUCCCUUUCUGACACAGCCUAAAGCUAGGGGAACAUGUGUUUAUCUGUGGGAGAUAAACAAGAUGGAGUCCCAAAGACUUUAACAAAAUAUUUUUUUAAAAAUCCACUAGAAUAGAAAAUACAUUAUUUAGAUAUACUUUAUGCUGAGAGUGAGUAUAUAUGCUUGUCCUAUUUAAACUUGUGAGAAAAAGUGGUAUCCCUUGAUACAUUUAGAAAUAAUGAGGGGCUAUCUUGUUUCAUUGUGGGGGUGGGGCAGAAGGAGAAUAAAUGCAGGAUGACCCUGUUUAAGGAAUGGCCAACAGGGGACGUUUCCGGUUGAUUACCAAGAAAUGCAAGCCUUGGGGUUUCUACUGGUGAGGCUGUCAUAAACUUUGAACUCCAAAGCCUAGACCGGGAAAAGCAUCAGACCAAUGGAAAAGCAAUCUAGCGUUUUUUUGCAGUUGCACGACAUGUCAAUAGAAACCAUGCCUUUCAAAACAAACAAAAAACGAAUGCGAUGAUCAUGUAAAAUGUGAAAAAUUGAAAGCAUUCCAGCAAAAUAAGGAUUUUUCUAUAUAUUUGUUUUUAUAAAUGUAUACGUAAAAAAAGGGGGUCAUAUCAUGGACAGACUUCAUGAAUAGGAAUUUGCUUAGAAUUGUGAGUAGUUCUGAAUUAGAAAAAUAUGUGAAGAGAAGGCAGCUGUAAACCUACUGCACCCUAGAGAGUUGUACACAUAUUGUAACAUAAUCUGGGUUUACCUGAUCUGAUAGGAGUGGACGUUACUGCUGAUUCUGGUCUCACUUGGAACCGAUGAGUGGGGUUGCCAGCCUCCCAGUUCUCCCAGACUGGGGAGCAUCUCUGGAAUGGUAGGGUCUUAUCACAGAAGGCAGCCACCAUUUUGUUGAAAAAAAAAGUUUUCACAGCAUUCAAUUCUUGUUCCUUUUAACUAUUUAUAUGCCCCGUACUAUCAGUAGUACCCAGCAAAUACUUCUUUUUAUUAAUAGUUACAGGCUCAUUGGACCAGUGGGAUUUGAGUAAGGAGGAAAAAGACUCCUAAAAUGGAUCAACAGUCAGAACCAAAAUAAUACUGCAUGUUCUAUAACUACAAGGAAAACAAAUGAUCCUGUGAUGAUUCCAGUUAGUUGUGACUACGUUAGCGGUGCUAAUUUAAUUUUAGAAAUGGUGACUUCUGUGCUUUUUUAGCAUUAGUCUCUAGCAAAUGAUGAAAUGAUUACUCAUGGCCCACUCUGCUAUUGUCUUUCAUUAGUUCACAAUGAAAUUUAGAUCUCUUUACUUCACCAUUGUGCCACUGCAAAUUAAGUAAAAAAAAACAAUAGCAAGACUACCCAUGCCAGUUGACAGUGCUUCUCUACCUAUAAGUGACAUGAUGUAGAUGACGCACUUGCCACUGAGUUU